GAGAUUUUGCCUUAGAUGCGUUUGUUUUUAUUAUUGCGUUAGACAAACUGAAAUACCAACCUAAUGAAAAUCAGUGAUCGGUAUUUCAAUUCGUGUAACACCAUCUUCCAUAAAAUGCUAGUUUCAAGGAAACUGAACGAUUCAUUCAAGUAGACUGUACAGACACGUAAAAGUUCGACGUAAACAAAAUGUUAUCGAAAACGAACGUUACAUUACCGGAUGUUCCACUACCACUUUCCUUGCUCAUAAUCGCAUUAUUGUCUUUGUGUUUUGCUAAUAGUUACAAUGGUGAAUUUGUAUUCGAUGAUUCUGAAGCUAUUGUAAACAAUGAAGAUGUACAAACAACUCCUCUCUGGGAUCUAUUUAAAAAUGAUUUUUGGGGAACUAAACUAACUUACAAGCAAAGUCACAAAUCAUACAGACCAUUUACAAUUCUGUCUUUUAGAUUACACUUCUGGCUUCGUGAAAUUUUAGUAGCUCAAGAUUAUCAUAUAGUAAAUAUUAUUCUACAUACGAUAGUGUGUUUGUUGUUGUUGCCUGUAUUUAAUAUAAUAUUGGGCUCAAAAGGAAAAAACAUUGCAGUUUAUGCUACUGUAUUAUUUGCUGUUCACCCAGUGCAUACAGAAGCUGUUUCAGGUAUAGUAGGUAGAGCUGAAUUGCUAUGUGCUCUAUUCAUGUGGCUAUCUAUUUUGCUGUACAACUAUUCAAUCUUUGCAAAGAGAUUAUUAUACAGAUGGUGUAGUAUGUGUGGUUGCAUUACAGCCAUAGCAAUUUCAAUGCUAUGCAAGGAAACUGGAAUUACAGCAAUUGGUAUUUGCAGUGUAUAUGAUCUUGUAGUAGUAAAUAAAGUAUUACCAUCCAAUGUGGUCACAUUUAUGGCAAUUAAACCUUCUUAUACAGAAAUAAAGAACAUUAUUGAGCGGAAACAAAAAUUAUUGAUCAGGCUCUUUAUACUUUUUGUAUCUGGUUUGAUACUCAUAGUUUCAAGAUUCAGUGUUAUGGGAUUUAAAACUCCUACUUUUCAGCAUAUUGAUAAUCCGGCAUCAUUCAUAGACAACAUGUUUUUACGAAUGCUGAAUUACAGUUACAUUUACUGUCUAAAUGCAUGGCUAUUGAUAUGUCCUGAAUGGUUGUGUUUUGACUGGUCUAUGGGUUGUGUACCUUUAAUCACUACAUAUGAUAAAAGAAUAUUUUUUGUUCUUAUUUUUUGGCUGAUAAUUGGCAUACUGUUUACAUACACUUUCAAUCAGCACGAAGAAAAGUUUGUAAGAUUUACGAUUAUGGGACUGGCAAUAUUAGUCUUUCCGUUUCUGCCAGCUAGUAAUAUCUUUUUCAAUGUUGGUUUUGUGUUAGCUGAGAGAACCUUGUACAUUCCUUCUGCCGGUUAUUGUCUUUUAUUUGUUAUUGGAUUACAUAAAAUUUGUAAUCGUAUUUCUAUCCAGUAUGCGCUAUUAGCAUACACAAUUUUAAUUUCGUUAUUCUUCGUGAGAUCGUGGAUACGAAGUGACCAGUGGAGAAACGAAACAUCGCUUUUCAGAUCAGCAUUACAUGUUUGUCCAUUAAACGCUAAAGUUCAUUACAAUAUUGCCAAAAAUGCUGCUGAUGCCGGGAAUUCUACAUUGGCACAGUACGCGUACGAAGAAGCUUUAAGAUUAAAUCCCCAAUAUGCACAAGCUAUGAACAACCUCGGUAAUUUGCUCAAAGAUCAAGGAAAAUAUUUAGAAGCAGAAACGUUGUUUAAACGGGCUAUAGAGCUGCAGGAAGACUUUGCUACAGCAUGGAUGAAUUUAGGUAUCGUCCUGUCGACUCUAAAGAAGUAUGAGGAAUCUGAACAAAGUUAUUUAACGGCCCUAUCUCAUAGAACCAAAUAUCCCGAUUGCUUCUAUAAUUUAGGCGUGCUGUAUUUGGAAAAAAAAAAUUAUGAUAAAGCAUUAAAAGCUUGGGAAUCUGCUACCAGACAGAGGAAAACUCACAGAAGAGCAUGGACGAACAUGAUAUUACUACUUGAUGAUUUAGGUAUGCGCGAAGACGCACUAAAUGUAGCAAUUCAAGCUUUACAAUUUUUACCGGACGAUGCCUCUAUUCAUUUUAAUAUUGCAAAUAUAUUAGGCAAAGCUGGAAACUUUGUAGAAGCGGAAGUGCACUUUAAAAAUGCAAUAUCGAAAAAUCCUACAGACUCUAUGUUUUACACAAAUUUAGGUGUAUUGUACCACCGAUGGAAUAAACUUAACGAAGCGGAACAUAUGUACAAGAAAGCGUUAGAAAUUAAACCAGAACUUCAUAGUGCAAGAGAUAACUUGAGAAAAUUGUAUUCUCUGAAGUCAUCAAUAAAAUAA
Molecule: messenger RNA, 2336 nt
Organism: Colletes gigas
Lineage: Eukaryota; Metazoa; Arthropoda; Insecta; Hymenoptera; Colletidae
Product: protein O-mannosyl-transferase TMTC4-like
Exons: 12
Coding region: 189-2336 (715 amino acids)
Biological process (GO): protein O-linked glycosylation via mannose; endoplasmic reticulum unfolded protein response
Cellular component (GO): endoplasmic reticulum
Molecular function (GO): protein binding; mannosyltransferase activity
Source: RefSeq, a predicted model, not a curated record